AUGGCUUGCUGCGGUGGUGCUAUUUCUUCCGACAUGCGGGCUACCGUUACUGAGGUGCCCGCUACCGCGAACGCUACUGGCCCCGGCUACAGCAUUCAGGGCUACGAGGACCUCAAGUACACCUACUCGUUCGUCGACAACGUCUUCGACCAGAAGAAGGAGGACCUCGCUUCCUACUACCAGAAGUGGGGCCGCGUUCUCUGCGUUCUUGACGAGAACCUCAACGAGAUCUACGGUGACUCGAUCAGGGCUUACUUCAACGCCCACAACAUCAAGCCCACUCUCCACGUCUUCAAGGGCGGCGAGCUUCACAAGACCAUGGACACCAUGCUCGGCUUUGUCGAUGCCAUGGACCAGUUCGGUCUGAUCCGCAAGGAGCCCGUUCUGAUUGUCGGUGGUGGUCUCGCCUCCGAUGUGCUCGGCUACGCCUGCGCCUCGUACCGCCGAUCGACCAACUACAUCCGUGUCGGCACCACCCUCAUUGCCCUGAUCGACGCUGCCAUCUCGAUCAAGGUCGGCAUCAACCACAAGAAGCUCAAGAACCGUCUGGGUGCUUACCACGCUCCCAUGCACACCUUCCUCGACUUUGACUUCCUCAAGACGCUUCCCAUCGGCCAGACCCGCAACGGUACCGCCGAGCUCAUCAAGAUCCUCCACUGCACUGACAAGUACACCUGGGGUCUGCUCGUCAAGUACGGUGAGGACCUCGUCAACACCGCCUACGGCCGUAACGCCACCGGUCCCGGUGCCAAGGAGCUCAAGGAGGCUGCGGACACCAUCUGCCGCAACGCCAUCAAGGGCAUGCUCGACCUCGAGUCGCCCAACCUGCACGAGAUCGGUCUUGACCGUGUGAUCGCCAACGGUCACUCGAUCUCGCCCACCCUUGAGCUUGCUCCCUUCCCUCCUCUGCGUCACGGUCACGCCGUGACCAUCGACAUGGCCUGGUCCAUCACCCUCGCCCACAUGCGCGGCUACAUCUCGGACGCUGACCGUGACGAGUGGUUCGGUCUGGCCAAGAGCGUUGGUCUCUCGGUCGACCACCCUCUGCUCACGGAUGCCCUCAUCCUCGAGGGUAACGAGGCGAUCAAGAAGACCCGUGACGGUCUGCAGCGAUUCGUUCUCGCUAAGCCAUUGGGCAAGUGCGUUUUUGCCAACGACAUCUCGGAGGACGAGUUCAUCAAGUCGCUCGCUGUGCACAAGGCUUACGUCAGGAAGACCGGCCGCGGCGACGGUGUCGGUCUCGACGCCUACGCUGAUGCCGGUGACCUUGGCGCUGAUCCCGAGGCUCUCCUCAGGGAGCGCAAGGCCGAGGCUUCGCGUGUCAACGGCACCCAUGCUUCGAGCGAGCAGAAGGCUCACAUCGCUCACCAGGCCGCCAGCGCCGUUGCCGCAUAA
This is a messenger RNA of Kalmanozyma brasiliensis GHG001, 1395 nucleotides long. RefSeq lists its product as uncharacterized. The record is from RefSeq and is a predicted model, not a curated record. Gene Ontology annotation, biological process: antibiotic biosynthetic process. The transcript has 2 exons. Gene Ontology annotation, molecular function: 3-dehydroquinate synthase activity. Lineage: Eukaryota; Fungi; Basidiomycota; Ustilaginomycetes; Ustilaginales. The coding region runs from base 1 to 1395 and encodes 464 amino acids.